Molecule: messenger RNA, 750 nt
Organism: Vanessa atalanta (red admiral)
Lineage: Eukaryota; Metazoa; Arthropoda; Insecta; Lepidoptera; Nymphalidae
Exons: 1
Coding region: 1-750 (249 amino acids)
Source: RefSeq, a predicted model, not a curated record
AUGGACUCUAUUAAACACUCGAUUGCACAACUAACAGAACAUUUCAACUCUAAAAUGGCUGAAUUCCAGCAAAAUUUGAAUUCUAAUAUGCCAGCCGCCAGUCCAACUUCCAACAUAGUCUCCCAGUUUAAUGCUUUCCGGAGUUUUGUCUUAACUGCUCUGGAAGGACUUCAGCUGCAAGUCGAGCUCCUUUCGAAAAAGUGUGACCAAAUUGAAAUGAGAAGUAGACGGAAAAUGCUCCUGGUGCAUGGGGUUCCGGAAGCCAGCAAAGAAAAUUUAUCGGCUACUGUCAGUCAGCUGCUGUCUAAACAUCUCAAGUUGCCAGAGUUAUCAGCGGAUUCUAUCAGUCGCUGCCAUCGUUUGGGUUCUUCGGUUACUGAGAAACCAAGGGUCAUCCUUAUUAAGUUCCAAGAUCCAAUCAUGCGUAACAAAGUGUGGUAUGCGAAAACCAGUCUGAGGAACACUGGGGUUACACUGUCUGAGUUCCUAACAAAGGAACGUCAUGACGUCUUCGUGGCUGCCAGACAGCGUCUUGGUAUCAACAAAUGUUGGACUAGAGAUGGCAACAUAGUUAUUAUUGGUCCAGAUGGUAAGCGUCACCAAAUUACGUCUAUGGCGGAGCUGAAUACGUAUUCCACUGCUACGGUGCCUCAACAAGUUUCAGCUAGGACUGCAACCUCAUCCAACAUCAAUACCCAAGAGAACAAAAAUUCGCAGGGAGUCCGGCCGAAAAGGAACUUAAAGAAGUAA